Messenger RNA from Chelmon rostratus (copperband butterflyfish), 6337 nucleotides. RefSeq names its product INO80 complex ATPase subunit (gene ino80). Lineage: Eukaryota; Metazoa; Chordata; Actinopteri; Chaetodontiformes; Chaetodontidae. Gene Ontology annotation, biological process: chromatin remodeling; DNA-templated transcription; DNA repair. Gene Ontology annotation, cellular component: nucleus; Ino80 complex. The transcript is spliced from 37 exons. Bases 221 to 4939 code for a protein of 1572 amino acids. Gene Ontology annotation, molecular function: DNA binding; ATP hydrolysis activity; ATP binding. The record is from RefSeq and is a predicted model, not a curated record.
UGCCGACUCAAAGCUCACAGACUCGCUCGGCGUCUCAAACCGCCAUUUUGGAGUCAGAGAACCGAGAGUCGGCAGCAGCGAAGAGAGAGACGAAAAGGGGGACACGGGGCCGAGGGGGCUUUCACCUUUGUUUGAUCUUUAAUCUUGGAAUCAAGAAUAAUGGCGUCCCUUACUGAGAAGUAAAAGUUGCGGCCCUGCUGGGCAGAGGUGUCUGUGUUGCAUGGCGUCAGGGCAGGGUGGCCGGCCGGAGGUUGGAGCAUCAGGGAGCUCUGCCCUGGCCAAACCUCUCUACCUGCAGCGCUUGGAGAGAACCCUGAGGUUGGACAGUUUCCUGCGACAGACCGCCGCCAUCUUCAACGGAGACAUUACCAGUGAUGACAGUGAUGACAGUGACGGUGCAUUGGGGACGGGCUUGUCCCUGGAUCCCUCUACUCAGCAUACAGCUUUGAGUGUGAAGAGUGAGCCAUGUGAGCAAGGGGAUGGGCUUGCAGAGGGAAAGCCCCUAAACGGGGUUCUGCUGCAAGGAAAAGACCAAAAGGCAGAUAAAACUAGCUUCUACAAUUUCUCCAAGCUGAAGAAGAACAGGAAAUGGCUCAAGAGUAUCCUGUUGAGUGACGACACCACAGACUCAGACACAGACUCAGAUGACUCUGACUUCAGUUUGUCUCGGGAGGAACUUCAUGACAUGCUGAGGCUACAUCGCUUCACCAGGCAGCAUCAGAGCAAGUUCCACUCUGACCGGGAGCUUCACCAAUAUCAAUACUACAGCACAGGACUCCUCUCUACUCAUGACCCCUUCUAUGAGCAACAGCGCCACCUACUGGGCCCAAAGAAGAAGAAAAUCAAAGAUGAGAAGAAAUUCAAGGCCAAACUUAAAAAGGUGAAGAAAAAGAAAAAACGGGGAGAAGGAGAGUUUCUGGAUGAGGGGCGUCCUUAUGUCACUAAGAUCUUUGCAAAGUUUUCCCAUGAUGCUCCGCUUCCCAUGGUGAAGAAGAAGCAUCUCACCAUUGAGCAGCUGAAUGCACGGCGACGUAAGGUCUGGCUCACGAUCGCAAAAAAGGAGAUCCCCAAGUCUUUUAAGCAGAAGACGUCUGCAAAGAACUUGGUGUUGACCAAUGCUAAAAAGUUGGCUCAUCAGUGCAUGAGAGAGGUUCGACGUGCAGCUAUCCAGGCCCAAAAGAACUGCAAGGAGACGUUACCUCGUGCUCGUCGCCUCACCAAGGAGAUGAUGCUUUACUGGAAGAAAUAUGACAAAGUGGAGAAGGAGCACAGGAAGAGGGCAGAGAAGGAGGCCCUGGAGCAACGUAAACUGGAUGAAGAGAUGAGAGAAGCCAAACGUCAGCAGCGUAAGCUGAAUUUCCUCAUCACCCAGACGGAGCUGUAUGCUCAUUUCAUGAGCGGUAAAGCCAGCAUGGGGAGUCCAGAGGGAGAUACAGCUCAGGAGGAAAUUCUGAGAAAGCUGGAAGACACUGCAGCGCAGAGACAGAUUGACAUUGGAGGAGGCGUAAUGGUCAACAUGGGACAGGAGGACUAUGAUAGUGAACACUACAAGUCCCAGGCCUUGAGGAAUGCCCAAGAAGCCUACCAGAUUCAUCAAGAGAAAACGCGGAUGUUUGAUGAGGAGGCUAAGGACAGCCGCAGUGCGUCGCUACAUGCAGCUUGUGGCUCAUCCUUGGGUGUCGGCUCUGGCUUUGGAGAGAGCUACAGCCUUUCCAACCCAUCCAUCCACGCAGGUGAAGACAUUCCUCAGCCCACCAUCUUCAACGGCAAACUCAAGGGUUACCAACUGAAGGGCAUGAACUGGCUGGCCAACCUCUAUGAACAGGGAAUCAAUGGAAUCCUGGCAGAUGAGAUGGGACUGGGGAAGACGGUCCAGAGUAUAGCCCUGUUGGCACACCUGGCAGAGAGAGACAACAUCUGGGGUCCAUUUCUGAUUAUCUCUCCUGCAUCCACACUCAACAACUGGCACCAGGAGUUCACCCGCUUUGUGCCCAAAUUCAAGGUGUUACCAUACUGGGGGAAUCCUCAUGAUCGCAAGGUGAUUCGAAAAUUUUGGAGCCAGAAAACCCUUUACACACAAAACGCACCAUUCCACGUGGUGAUCACAAGCUACCAGCUGGUGGUCCAGGAUGUCAAGUACUUUCAGAGGGUCAAGUGGCAGUACAUGGUUCUGGAUGAGGCCCAGGCACUGAAAAGCAGCACCAGCGUUCGGUGGAAAAUCCUUCUGCAGUUCCAGUGUCGAAACAGACUGCUGCUCACUGGGACGCCCAUCCAGAACACGAUGGCUGAGCUGUGGGCCCUGCUGCACUUCAUCAUGCCUACGCUGUUUGAUUCCCACGAAGAGUUUAACGAGUGGUUCUCCAAGGACAUUGAGAGCCAUGCUGAAAACAAGUCGGCCAUCGAUGAGAACCAGCUUUCCAGACUGCACAUGAUCCUGAAGCCUUUCAUGCUGCGCCGAAUCAAGAAGGAUGUGGAAAACGAGCUCUCAGACAAGAUUGAGAUCCUGACAUACUGCCAGCUGACAUCGCGGCAGAGGCUGCUCUACCAGGCUCUGAGGAACAAGAUCUCUAUUGAGGAUCUGCUGCAGUCCUCCAUGGGCACGGCCCAGCAGGCCCACAGCACCACCUCCUCCCUCAUGAACCUGGUCAUGCAGUUCAGGAAGGUGUGUAACCACCCUGACUUGUUUGAGCGCCAGGAGACACGCUCUCCUUUCCACAUGUCUCUCAAGCCCUACAUCAUGUCGAAGUUCCUCUACCGUCAUGGCCUCGUCCACGCACACAGACAGGCCAAAAACAAAUUACUUCAAGUGCUGUUGUCUCCCUUCUCUCCAAAUCACAUCCAGCAGUCUCUUUUUCACAGAAAAGGUGAUGACAAAGGAAGCUGUUUCUCCUUCCUGCGGUUCAUCGACGUGUCACCAGCUGAGAUGUCCAAUCUCAUGCUGCAAGGCACCUUAGUGAGAUGGUUAGCUCUUUUUCUGUCCCUCAAAGCUGCAUAUCGGCUCCGCUAUCAGCGCCUGUUUGGCCUUGAGGGAGGUCAGGAGGAAACCAGAGACUUGCAGGGGGGCGAAGGGAGGUCACAGCCCAGGAGUAAGUGUCUGUCUCACAAGGACCUCAUUCUGUGGCUGAACAGACCCACCAGUUUCCCAAACACGCACACCAGCCCUGUCCUACAGGACCUGGUGUUCACAGCAUUCAGGCCCGGUAUCCUGGGACACACAGACGUGAUGAUACACAGUCGAAACUCUGCCACCUCCUCGCUGCGGCCUUGUCAGCCCACAUUGCCACCAAAGUUCCUGCUAGCUGCCACGCCCAGGGUGACAGCAGUUCCCAUGGAGCGUUAUUGUGACGACCGUAGUGCAGAGUACGAGUGGCGGGUGACACGCAGUGGAGGGGGCACAAUCUUCAAACAGUGUUUCCUCUACGGCUCCCCUCAGCUUGCCUCAGACUGGUGUACGAGGGCCAGUGCCUUCCACCCACAAUGCCCCGGGGGUAUGAUGGCUCUCUACCCACGACAUGGAUGGUCCUUUAUUCGGAUACCUGAUAAGGAGAGCCUGAUCACAGAAAGUGGCAAGCUCCACACUUUGGAUAUCCUGUUGAGUCGGCUAAAGGCUCAAGGACACCGAGUCCUCAUCUACUCCCAAAUGACUCGCAUGAUAGACCUGCUGGAGGAGUACAUGGUUUACCGUAAGCACACCUACAUGCGUCUCGAUGGAUCCUCCAAGAUUUCCGAGCGCAGAGACAUGGUGGCUGACUUCCAGAGCCGGACAGAUAUCUUUGUCUUUCUGCUGAGUACAAGGGCUGGAGGGCUCGGCAUUAACCUGACUGCUGCUGACACUGUCAUCUUCUAUGACAGUGACUGGAACCCCACAGUGGACCAGCAGGCCAUGGACAGAGCUCACAGGCUGGGUCAGACCAAGCAGGUCACUGUCUAUCGCCUCAUCUGUCAGGGUACCAUCGAGGAGAGGAUCCUGCAGAGGGCCAAGGAGAAGAGCGAGAUCCAAAGGGUGGUGAUCUCUGGAGGCAACUUCAAACCAGACACACUCAAACCCAAAGAGGUGGUCAGCCUGCUGCUGGACGAUGAUGAGCUGGAGAAGAAAUUACGUCAGAGACAGGAGGAGAAGAGGCAGCAGGAGGAGAGCAGCAAGGUGAAGGAGCGCAAGAGAAAGAGGGAGAAGUACGCCGAGAAGAAGAAGAACGAGGAGUCGGAGAACAAGCGGAAAAAGGAAGUGAACCUGGUCAUCUCUCAUGCACCCUCAGCCGACAACUCCAACCUCUCUGCAGAUGGAGAUGACUCCUUCAUCAGCGUGGAGAUGGACUCGGCCAUGCCCAGUCCCUUUAGUGAGAUCUCCCUGAGCAGCGAGCUCCAGCCCGGCUCGUUGCCCCCAGAUGCCGACGCAGAUGAGAGCAGCAGUGACAUGCUGGUCAUUGUGGACGAUCCGGUGUCCUCUGCGCCGCAGUCUCGUGCCACCAACUCCCCCUCCUCUGUGUCUGGGUCUGUCUCCGACAACAUGAAUGGUGUUUCAGCCUCGGACACUAUCAGUCCCGGCAGAGGCAGGUCUGGGCGGAGUCGGGGGCGGCCUAAAGGAUCAGGAGGCGGGCCCAAGUCUGGGGGGAAAGGACGCGGGCGCAAGUCAACAGCGGGCAGCGCGGCAGCCAUGGCAGGAGCGAUGGCUGGUGCGGCAGCUGCAUCUGCAGCAGCGUAUGCUGCCUACGGUUACAGUGUUUCUAAAGCAGGCCUCUCUACGUCCAGCCCCCUGCAACCUUCCCUUGGCCGGUCCGGUACCAGCCCCGCCUUCAGCCCCAACAACAGCUCCUCUCCCCAGGCCAAAGUAGCCGCCUCCACCCCGAGCCCCCACAAACAGCUGGCUCACAGCCACCACCACAGCAGCCACGGUGCAGUCAGAAAAGGCAAGGGCCCUGGAGGUCCUGGGGCUCGAUAAUGCACUCAUACAUACAUGAAUGUGCCCUCACACACGCACAACUGUCUCUAGAACACACACACACACACACACACACCGAUAACUGACCUACUCUCACUGUGAUCCCCACAGACGCCCUACGUUCAGACUAAUGAAUAGAGAAUACAAUAUAUGUAGUUACAGAUGCUCACCACCUGAACAACCAUGGCUCAAAAGCUAAAAAGACCCUCUUAACACACACACACACACACAGUCAUUUAAAGGUACAGUCCCCACCAGCCUCUACAUUACUUGGUUCAGUUGUAUUUUAACGUCUCCAGGCCAGUGAACAAAAUCUGCCUUGAGUAUUUUGUUUUCCGUUGUGACAAGAGUGUUUCCAAGUGCUUUUUGAGAAGACAGACUGUACUUUUCUAUUCAUGGCAGGAAACUCUUGAUUUGCUACCUAGCUGUGAUAUUGCAGCACAGACGUGAACCGACACAUGUAGCGCAAAGGGCUUCGAAAUCCUUGUGAUUGCCAGGGUAGGGAGGCAAAGGAGUUUCUGUCAAAUGCACUGAGCCACGUCUUCCCUUUUUUGAUGUUCUUGAUUCUCAUAUGUGUACAUAGGUUAUUUAAUUGUUCUGUAGAUGUGCUCAGUGCAAACUGGUGGAUGAUUCUGCAUUUCACAGAGCUCAAUGUGAACCCAUACCUUACCAACCCACAAGUUACCAAACAAUAUGUCUACAGCUUUUCUACUAAAGCUCUUAUUUUUGUAAUGAAGAAGUGAGUGCCCAUACCAACAUGGCAGGUCUUAGCAUUUUGAAAACUUCUUGUCCAUAAAAUGUAUUCCCGUGAAGAAGGAAAUGAAAAUCGAUGAUAUAUUUUUUUGUCCCAUGGGAAAAUGAAUGAAUGGAUGAUGUAAAAAAAAAAAAAUAUUCCAAAACGAGGGGUACCGGUUGAUACGGCAAUGCUGCUAACAGUAAAUUUGUGAAUUCACUCAGAUUAUUUGGUUGUCUAAUAUUUAAGUUAUUUGAAUUAUGUUGAAUAUGGGCAAUUCACGCCAAUUGCAAAUGGGAUGUUCACCUGUAAAACAGUGUAAAUUGUACUGAAGCCAUUUUGACUUUUCAGAAUUUGUUUUUCGUGAUGAGGAGUCUGUGGUUCUCUUUGAUGUCAUUGAUGUUUUAGGGGGAAAAAAGAGGUUUGCAUCAGUGUCCUGAGUUGAGCACUACAUCUGUUAUAGGUUUGUUUGUUUUGUGUUAAUAGUGUGAUUAAAAUUUGACGUUCUAUAUUGAUGUACAUAAGGAUGAGAGCAACAGUUCCUCUGGCUUUUCCCUCAUUCGCCUGUCUAUUUUUAUAGGUCAUGUGUACAUAUGAAGAAAUGCAUCAGCCAUUUUGCUAACAGAAGGAGCCAACUGAAAAUAAAGGAGUGCUAAAUCAGUCUU